AAAGCUAAAGGACUUUGCACAUGAAAGUUCCACAGUGUGUGUGUGUGUGUGUCUUGUGAUGUGGCUAGAAAAAGCACACGGAAGCAUACUUACAGAGGACUGCUUGAAUAUAAAGGGAUGGAAGUGAAGAGUAUUCUGCGGAGGACACAGUCCCUGAAGAGUGUUCGCACCGAGAGGACACUGUCAGUGACUGAGGUGGGACUCCGGGACAGAAAGAAGUCUGUCUCUGAGCUGGUGGCAGAAUAUCGGUUCGCGUCGAGAGGAAAGACACCUAAAUCAGAACAUGAAAAACAAGAGAACACUCCAGCAUAUGUGCCUCCCGUGCUUGCCCCUGCUCCUGUCCCUGAGCCAACGGUGGUCCCCAAAGUGGAGUCCCCUGCUGCCAAGGUGCGGAACAGCGCUGUGUUGGAGCGCUCCAAGUCCCUGAGUGAGAGGCAGCCACGGCCUCUCUCCCGUGCCAAGUCCAUGGAGAGCCUGCCUCGUGGGGCUCCGGGGGGCACCAGUGCGCUCACGGCCCUCUUCGAAUCGAAGGUCGUGACCCCGAGAGAGCUGAAGCGCGGGGGCGAGCCUCCCCUCAACAGCCCGCGGGGGAACAGGGACGCACAGGUUAAGGCUGAGGCAGAGGAAGUGGUCGAGCAAGUAAAGGAAGUGAAGAAGAACAAUACCCAUGAUCCUCCACCACUCACGACUCAAGCACAGGAUGCAACCCCAAAGGUUACAAGAAGGAGCCGUUCAGAGAGACGCCAGACUGUGUCUGGUGUAUAUCUUGACAGGACAUCCCAAACAUCAGAUGAUAAAGAGAAGAGGACAUCUCUUGCUGACUUUGGAUGGGAGAAAUCAUCCAUUUCUGUCAAAGCCAUAUCUGCGCUCUUUCAGUCAAAAGCAACAACCGUGGAAACCUCAGCAAAUCAAGGAAUGGAUUCAUCUAGCCCGUCUGGAAAGAGACCUAAAGCAUUUAAGUUUCAACCUGCCGCACAAGACUUGUGCACUGUGUGCCUUAAGCCUGUCUACCCCAUGGAGAGGAUGGUGGCAGACAAGUUCAUAUUUCACAAAAACUGUUUCUGUUGCAAACACUGCCGAAAGAAGCUGAGCAUUGGCAACUUUGCACCCCUUUCUGGAGAGUUUUACUGCGUGUUUCACUACCAGCAGUUAUUCAAGAGGAAAGGCAACUAUGAUGAGGGUUUUGGGCGUCCACAACAUAAGGACCGCUGGCUACAGCACACUGUGAAUGGUACAGAUGAUGUAUAGGCCCAUCCAGGUUUUGGU
Sardina pilchardus (European sardine) is the source of this 1266-nucleotide messenger RNA. RefSeq names its product paxillin. Gene Ontology annotation, cellular component: actin cytoskeleton; plasma membrane. The coding region runs from base 118 to 1248 and encodes 376 amino acids. The transcript has 9 exons. NCBI's taxonomy places the organism in Eukaryota, Metazoa, Chordata, Actinopteri, Clupeiformes, Clupeidae. Gene Ontology annotation, molecular function: actin filament binding. Gene Ontology annotation, biological process: actin filament bundle assembly. The record is from RefSeq and is a predicted model, not a curated record.